GUGUGUGGAGACGUGAGGUGACGUCAGCAUGGCGGAGGCCAGCGAGGAGUCUAUCGUGCUGAAGAUCAAGCAGGCGCUGCUCACGAAGAAUCGUUCUGGGGAGGGGUCCGAGAUGCCCGCUGAGCAGCCUGGGACCAGGGAAAUCCUGGUGCAACAUGGGAAUGGUUCAGCUCAUGGUGACGCGUCCAUAUUUCAGGUGCAGACAGUGGAGGUACCUGAACCUGUACAGACAGAGACCGUCAUCGACCCAACCGACCAGUUAUACGAGACAAAGGAAGAACAAAUUCAGGAUGUCGAAAUUUCCUUGCAGCCGGAAGACAUCCCACAGAACGAGGAGGUUGUUGUGUCCCAGGAGGACGAGGAAGACGACUACCUGAGCGUCCCGUUGCACGACGGGAGGUCGCCGCGCGCCCGCCGCCACAGCUCCAGCUCAAGUGAAGAUAGUAGUGAUAGUAGAAGUGAGUCUGAGUCUGAAUCCGCAGAAGACAUGGUGAUUGACCAACAGUCAGCACCGAGCACGUCAAAGUCUCGCAAGAGAAGCAUGAGCAGUGGCACAGGGGAGCGACCACACAGGUGCAACAGGUGUAAGGCUGCCUUCAAGACGUCUUACCACCUCAGGAGACACAUCUCUACACAUACCGGUGAAUAUGCGUACCAUUGUCUGGAAUGCAGCAAAGGUUUCCGGACCAAGUACCAUCUAGAUCGUCACCAGAUAGUGCACAACAAAUCCUGUGAAAAACCGUUCCAGUGCGAAGACUGCAACAAGUGCUUCAUCCAGAAAUAUCACCUCAAUCGUCACCUACGCGUUCACAGCGGAGACAAACCGUACCAGUGCAGCGACUGCGGGGCUUCGUUCGCCCGCUCGGACCGACUGCUGCGCCACAAGCGGCAGAAACACCCGGGGAGCGAGCUGACGUUGAGCGAGCAGCCGUUCAUGAAACACAGCUCCAAGAAGUUCAAGUGUAAUUACUGCAAGUUCUCCUCGGUACACAAGAAGGAUGUGGAAAAACAUCAGAAGACUCAUGAAAGAAGGAAAGGCAAGAAGGGACCCAAGUUGUCGGCAGCCGUGAAAGCAUCCAAAAGUCAAACCAAGGGAGCAGCCAAGCGUAAAAGGAAACAGCCCAAGCAAAUUGGCAGAAAUGCUGGUGACGACAGUGACUCGGAUUCAGACAGCGACACCAAGGCGAAGAGGGGCAAGGGGGUAGAGGACGUCUCGCCACGAUUCUCACCCCUCAAGAUCAAGAUCACAACCACCAAGAAGGGCACCAAGAAGGUCACCAGUAGUAGAGGAAGGCCUGCAGGAAAAGCAUCCACGAGGGGGCAGAAAAGGAGACGCGGAGGCGGGAGGGGUGGGGGUGGUGGUCGUGGCGCCAGUGACGCCAACGCGUACUCUAAAAAGAGGAGGUACCUGAAGGCUGUGGAAGGGAACAUGGCGGGCGUAAGCCUGGAGACAGGGAACUUGGAGUCUGACUCUAAAGGAGAAAUUAUUGAGACAAUAGAAUGUGUGGAAAUCAGUCAGGAAACGUUAAUCCCAUCGUCAGAACCAACCAGGCCGGUGGCCACCAUCCCGGACUUAGGAAACCCCGCAGGGUUCAGUCAUUCCAUGGGGACGGGCAAGCCGGCCGCCCAGGGAAUGCCGUCGCUGCUUCAGCCGUUCGCUGCUGCCAUGACGACAGCGGGAAAGGGGCAGUUUGUGAGCGUGCAGCCCCCGACGGGACAGAAGGCCCAGUUACACAUACAGGGGGACGUGGCUGAGAUUGUGUCCGCACCAGCGGGCGAAGCCACCUCGCAAAUCACCAUCACCACCCUCCACCAGGGGUUCCCUCAACAACAACAUCAACAACAACAACAACAACACCAACAAGACUUUCACUUUACAAAUGCUGGCCAGAGUCAGGUGACAGGGCAAGUAGGGGCAAGCAGGACUUUCCCAUCCACUCAGCCCGACUUUCAACAGGGCCCUCCUCCUAGCUACAGCUAUGCAGUCAGCCAAAGUUCCAACCAAGUGGAGGUCCCCCAGCAGCAUAUAGUAAAGCAGGAGGUGGUGUAUCCAGUACAGAACCCACCACCCCUCCAGCAACCCAAAAUGGACUCAUCCUCCACAGUAGGGGAACAGAUCCAGUUCACCACCAGUAUGGAAUAUACCAAUGAGCAGACUCAGGUGGGGUUAAACAGCAGACAACCGCAGGUCAACAUCCAACCCAAUCAGGUCACCACGACCCAGCAGCCCCAGCAGCAAUACGCCACCACGACCAUCUCUCCGCAGCGCGUGCGCGUAGAGAGGAUGCCCACCACGAGUCCCGUGUACGGGAACCGGUUUUCAGGGGUGGAAAUUUCGCCGUCGCGGCCUCCCCCCAACAGCAAUGCACAACAACGCCUACAGUUUGAGUCAUUCCAAGGAGCACUGAACAAUACUGCGAUGCCCCAGCAAAUCUUGCAGAGCGAAGCCACGUCCCCCACAGAGACAAAUUUCCCACAGUAUCCCGUUCAAACAGACUCCAACCAGUUCCAGUCUUGAUCCUGUACUGUAGACAUUAUGGAGCAUCAUACUUAUAACUUCUUCGUGGCACAAGAUGUGGUUUCAGGGUGUGAAUGGAGAAUACCUGUAAAAAGUCUAAAUGUUUCUGUUCGUUGGUAUUGAUCAUCAUGACAUACAUUUGUAGGUUAAUUCAUAUUUUCCUCCAGGAACUGAUACAAUUGUUACCAAUAAAAUUAACCCACAAAUUUUCCCCGUGCUUGUAUAAACUUGGUAGUGGAAUUAGUUGCUCACAAAUCAAGAAUGUUACUGUUAUGCAUAUCGUAUCAUAAUGUUUGCUAUCCGUAACAGGUCUGUUUCAAUUUGAACAGACUCACCAAAGUUGUAGUAGCUAUUCCUGCUUUUGUAAAUAUUAUUGUAUACUUAAAUUGGAUUCUUUUCAUUUUGCAAGGAAUGGUCUUCAGUAGUAACAUAGUGUCUUGUUGUGUUGAAUUAUAUGUAAGUUAUGAAAAUAGAAGAAUGUCCCCUCUGAGACUGUAGAGGUUUUCUGACAGGCUGUUUUCACAGUGUUCCUGCGUCUUUAGUGUUUGUAUAGUAUCCAAUACCUUCCCCUGUUAUGACUGACACUACAUUUGUGCUAACAUCCUCUUGAGGAAUGUUCACUAAAAGCCUGGUCCAUCCACAAAAUAAUGUAAAAUCAUCUCCAUAGCAAACUACAUUAUUAAACACCCACUCUGUCUAAAGUUAAAAACAAGCUCUCCAUUUUAAUUUAACAAUGCUACGUUCAUCAUCCAGUCAAUGCUUGUUCCAUAUUCCAAAACGUUGUCAGGUCAUGUGGAAGCCACCCUUUAGACUUGUCUCAAGAAAUUGGCAAGUAGUUUCAUCCGGAAUUGAUCUAAUCAGGAAGUUUGUAUACAUGUUUGUGCUAACUGGCAUAUCAAUAAAAACAAUCAAUUGAUUCUAGACAAAACAUCAUGACCAAUUUAGACCCUGAUAGUACCUUCUAAAGUGUGUGCUACUUUCCCUGUUGGUGUGUGAACACUAUAGGUACUUACAACCAUUAAAACCUGUACACUUAGUUCUAUAGGGAUAUAAAGGGGUUGCUUGUGCUCACAUCCAUUCAUGUCUGGAAGAGAAACUAAUUGUAAUAGCUUUUAUUUUUUGAGAGAAACAUUCAUAUUGUGGAGUUGUGAAUUGUCCAUGUGAUGCCGGUGUUAAAACAUGAACCCAAGGUUGUUGAUUGAAAUUAUACCACAGAGUUGUAAGGAUUAUUAUAUGGAGUUGUUCUUUUUGUACAGAAAGUUGCCUUACAAUGGAUGUGUAAAGUAUCCACUGCUCCAACUUCCUUUGACUUUUCUACCACACUAAUACUUCCCUCUAAGAGAUAUUUGCUUGUUAAUGCUAUGCAUGCCAGCAGAUGAAGUAGAACCUAAUUUUAUACCCCCACCCCCACCCCCCAGCAUAGUCUGUCUUUGUACACAUUAACAACAAUACACACUCAUAUUAUGGAAAUACCCAAAUGACCAAUCCCUUUUGGUAUGUUGAAAACAAUGGUUCACCUCUUUUAUGUUUGCAUAAGCACACUUGUACAUACAUGCUUGCAGUGGCAGGAUUUGAAUGUGAUUGUGAAUGCUUGAUUUUUGUUGUAAUUUUAAGGAGGGGGGAGAAAUAGCCAUAAUGGACACAACUAUCUGUUCAAUCCUAGAGUCUAGUUGGACCAAAAUGUAUAUUUCUCAAUACAGACG
Messenger RNA from Branchiostoma floridae (Florida lancelet), 4221 nucleotides. Its product is annotated as zinc finger protein 281-like. The record is from RefSeq and is a predicted model, not a curated record. NCBI's taxonomy places the organism in Eukaryota, Metazoa, Chordata, Leptocardii, Amphioxiformes, Branchiostomatidae. Bases 29 to 2518 code for a protein of 829 amino acids. Gene Ontology annotation, biological process: negative regulation of transcription by RNA polymerase II. Gene Ontology annotation, molecular function: DNA-binding transcription repressor activity, RNA polymerase II-specific; RNA polymerase II cis-regulatory region sequence-specific DNA binding. The transcript is spliced from 8 exons.